Molecule: messenger RNA, 5668 nt
Organism: Canis lupus familiaris (dog)
Lineage: Eukaryota; Metazoa; Chordata; Mammalia; Carnivora; Canidae
Gene: MPHOSPH10
Product: M-phase phosphoprotein 10
Exons: 11
Coding region: 180-2210 (676 amino acids)
Biological process (GO): rRNA processing
Cellular component (GO): Mpp10 complex; nucleus; sno(s)RNA-containing ribonucleoprotein complex
Source: RefSeq, a predicted model, not a curated record
UACGGCCCCGUGAAAGUUCUUGCGCUGCCAUUGGCUCUGGCAGGGGGUGUGUCCGGAACCUGUGCGCCGCGGAACCUUCUCCUCCCCGGCCCAGGUUGCGCGGGGCGCGUUUUUGUGGCGCGGUUUCCGGUCGGACCUUUUCCUGUGCACGCGGCGCUGUGUCCCGAGCGCGGACAGCGAUGGACCCGCGGGUCUGGCGUCGACAGACCCUGGAGCGGUGCCUGAAGGAGGUCGGUAAAGCCACCGGCCAGCCAGAGCGCUUUCUCACGAUUCAAGAUGAAUUGGCAUCAAACUUCACUUCAUUAACAAAAGUACUUUAUGAUUUUAAUAAAAUAUUAGAGAAUGGCAGGAUGCACGGAAGUCCGUUACAAAAACUGGUGAUAGACAAUUUUGAUGAUGAGCAGAUUUGGCAACAACUAGAAUUGCAAAAUGAACCAAUUUUACAGUACUUCCAGAAUGCAGUUAGCAAAACCAUUAAAGAUGAAGACAUCAGUCUUCUUCCAGAGAUUGAAGAGCGAGAGUGUGAAGAGGAUGGCUCAGAGGUGGAGUCUGAUGGCCAGGAGGCCCUCAAACAAGAUGUGGUGGAGGAGGAAGUGGCUGACCUGAGUGGUAAUAAUCCUAAAGGGGAUGAGAGAGCUAAAAACUUGAGCAAAGUUGAUCUGAGGAAAAGUCCAGUUUUCAGUGAUGAAGAUUCAGAUCUUGAUUUUGACAUUAGCAAAUUGGAGCAACAAAGCAAGGUGCCAGACAAAGUCCCUAGGAAACUAAGAGAGAAGUCGGUGGUAGAUGAUAAAUUUUUCAAGCUAUCUGAAAUGGAGACCUUUUUAGAAAACAUGGAAAAGGAAGAACAACAGAAAGAUGAUGAGGAAGAGGAAGAUAUUGAUUUUUUUGAAGACAUUAAUUCUGAUGAAGAUGAAGGAGAACUGUUUGGAAGUCAAAAACCUAAGUCAGGUAAAAGUUCCAGAAACCUCAAAUACAAAGACUUCUUUGAUCCAGUUGAAAGUGAUGAAGACCUAGCAAGUGUUCAUGAUGAACUGGGUUCAAAUGAAGAAGAGGAAGAAAUUGCUGAUGAAGAAGAGAGCAUUUCUGAAAUGGAUGAAGAUAAUGACCUUGAAGAAAGUGAAGACAGUAAACAACAUAAAGAAACCUCAAAAAGAGUGACCUUUGCUUUGCCAAAUGAUGAUGAAAGUGAGGAUACAAGUAUCUUAAAUGUACAGAAAGAUUCUGAUGAUGUUAAAUCCUCUUUUGAAAAAAGACAGGAAAAGAUGAAUGAAAAAAUUGCGUCUUUAGAAAAAGAGUUGUUGGAAAAAAAACCUUGGCAGCUUCAAGGGGAAGUGACAGCUCAAAAGCGACCAGAGAACAGCCUUCUAGAGGAGACUCUGCACUUUGAUCAUGCAGUCCGCAUGGCACCUGUGAUCACAGAAGAAACCACCCUUCAACUGGAAGAUAUUAUUAAGCAGAGGAUAAGAGAUCAGGCUUGGGAUGAUGUAGUACGUAAAGAAAAACCUAAAGAGGAUGCAUAUGAAUAUAAAAAACGUUUAACGUUAGACCAUGAGAAGAGCAAAUUGAGCCUUGCUGAAAUUUAUGAGCAGGAAUACAUCAAACUCAACCAGCAAAAAACAGCAGAAGAAGAAAAUCCAGAGCACAAAGAAAUUCAGAAGAUGAUGGAUUCUCUCUUCUUAAAAUUGGAUGCCCUCUCAAACUUUCACUUCAUCCCUAAACCACCUGUUCCAGAGAUUAAAGUUGUGUCAAAUCUGCCAGCCUUAACCAUGGAGGAGGUAGCCCCAGUGAGCGUAAGUGAUGCAGCUCUCCUGGCCCCAGAGGAAGUCAAGGAAAAAAAUAAAGCUGGAGAUGUAAAAACAGCUGCUGAGAAAACCGCCACAGACAAGAAACGAGAACGGAGGAAAAAGAAAUAUCAAAAGCAUAUGAAACUGAAGGAGAAGGAAAAGCGGAGAAAACUGCUUGAAAAGAACAACCCAGACCAAGCGGGAAAAUACACAAAGGCAGUAGCUUCAGAGAAGUUAAAACAGCUGACCAAAACAGGCAAAGCUUCGCUGCUAAAGGAUGAAGGUAAAGACAAAGCCUUAAAGUCAUCUCAAGCAUUCUUUUCUAAAUUACAAGAUCAAGUAAAAAUGCAAAUUACUGACGCAAAGAAAACAGAAAAGAAAAAGAAGAAAAGACAGGAUAUUUCUGUUCAUAAAUUAAAGCUGUAAUAUAUUUUGAAUAUAAUGUAAAUAUUAACGUGUAAGUUUAUAUUCUGUCAUUGUUCUCUUUUAUAAUAAAAUUUUUGAGAAUUUUUUUUGCAUAGACAGCAGAUAUUUGACAAUUUCUCAUUUUGAAAAGACAAACUCCAGACUGACAUUGGAAAGCCCUGAGUUGCUUCCUCUGGGUGUGAAGCUGGACUGAGCUCCCACGGCCCUUUCCACACGGAGUCCUCGCUGGGGUCUAGGUGAAGGCCAGUGAGCAGGAGCCAGGCUGCAGGCUGACCAGGGCACAGGAGCCAGCCAUCCCCGUCACAAGCAGCUGUCCACGGCAGAGGUCCUCACUCUUUGGGGUCCUGAUGUUCUUCCCCACUGCCCUGUCAUCCUUUCACAAAAUAGUGCAUGGGCCUUCCAUCUUUCUCCUUAUGGGGUAAUCUCCCAUCCAACUGAACGAAGCCUUCAUGUAGGCUGUAGAGUACCACACACAGAUUUAUAGAGAGCAGGUAUGAUCUAGAUAUGAUAGUAGUGGACACAGCAGGGAAGGUAGGCUGGCAGUGUGGUGAGUCUUCUGUGACUACCAGGUACUUGCCUUCCCAUCCAGGGAAAAUUGCCUUUUUGUCUGAUAGGACCUCAUAUUAUGCUUUGAUGGAAAUGCCGUGAGCUUACCUCAAGGGUAGAAAACGAGAGCAGCUUCUCCUGAAGCAACAGGGAAAGCCCUGGUUUUUCAUCUACAUGGAACAGUCAGUCAGGAAGAGCCCAUGGAUGUAUACUUUCUGCAUUUCUGCUUCCUAAUACAGAAACAGGCCACAUCAGGAUUAGAACCAGGUUGGCAAGGGCUAGAUGAAGCACCAGUUAAUACUGAAUUGUCAUCUGUUCGAAGUUUUAUUCAGGAGAGUUUUCUUCACUAUUGUAUCUUUGUCUUCUGUUUUUUUAAAAAAAGAUUUUAUUUAUUCAUGAGAGACACAGAGAGAGAGGCAGAGACAGAGGGAGAAGCAGGCUCCAUGCAGGGAGCCCAAUGUGGGACUUGAUCCUGGGACUGUGGGAUCACGUCCUGAGCCAAAGGCACUGAGCCCAACCACUGAGGAGCCCAACCACUGAGAUGCCCAACCACUGAGCCACCCAGGCAUCCCAGCAUUUGUCUUCUAAACAGUUUGAGGAACCCUGGAUCUCUUUCUAGCCUUAGUGGAAGUGUCAUUUUGUUUUAGUGGUGAUUUGUCUGUUAUAUGGCUCUAAAAGUUCUGCUUUCUUUAAUUCAGUUUGCCAGUCCCCAUUCAAUUGCUAUCUUAGUUCUAUUUCCCUUGAGUCUUUCAUAAUCAUUCAUCAGGAUUAGAAUGUUUGAUCCUGGAGUGAUGAUUCACUUUACCUGUCCAAGGGCAGUUUGAUGUUUGCAUAGUUUGAAUCCCUUUUAUCUUCAUUUCUCCCCUCACCUCUAGGUGAGGUGUGUCUAUACAUUCACUUUUUUUUUUUUUUUUUUUUUAAAGAUUUUAUUUUUUCAUGAGAGACAGAGGCAGAGACAUAGGUGGAGGGAGAAGCGGUCUCCCUGCAGGGAGCCUGAUGUGGGACUCAAUCCCAGGACCCUGGGAUCACACCCUGAAUCAAAGGCAGAUGCUCAACCACUGAGCCACCCAGGUGUCCUACCAUUUGUGAGUUUCUAACUGAAUUUCUUCUGUAUCUAUUAUUUGGCAUACUAUAAGGAAAGUAUUCCCUUCUCAUUUAUUUCACUAUUGACUGAUUUUUAAAUUAUUCAAUUUUUUUAAUCCUUUAUUAUGAAUUUUGAUUUUCCAGUUUUGGGCUGGUACAGUGGAAGGCCCUUCAAACUAAUUUCUGAGUUCUGUUAUGUUCCCACUAUUCUCUGAGCACGUCCUUAUUUUCUGGUGCUAAUAAAUGUUCCAGGCUUAUCCUGUCUUUUCCCUGGAAUUGGCCAUUUUCCCACAGAACCCUGGUUUCUCUUGGAGAAUGGUAUUUUGAAACAGAUAUGGGUGCUAAGUGUGCUCAUUGCCACUGUUGCCACUAGCCUCACUCACCAGAGCUAGAAAUGUGUGGUUGUGUGUGACUGUUAUAUGUAUACCAUACAUGAGUCAUACCAAAACUUCCUGUUCUAAUCUAAUAUCCCUGCAGAUUAUAUUCUAGUAUUUACUCUUCCCAUAUUUGUAAUGCAUUUUCUAACAGUGAGAAAUUUUGCUCCCAUUAUCUUUAUUCGUUUACUCAAGCCUAGAAUAUACAAGUAGUUUUCAGAAUUGGUAAGCUUAUACUACUAGGAAAAGGAAAACAUAGGUGUUCUAUAGUUGUUGAGAAUAGUGUUCGGUAUUUCAGAUAGUCCAAAGGUUUGAUUUUUGUUCAGUUAUUAUCUUAACUGAUUUUUUGUUUAGUUUAAUCAAUUAGAGAAGCAUAUAAAAUCUCUGUGAUUGUGGAUUUUUCUCGUAACUGUUUCAGUUUUUGCUUCAUGUAUAUUGAAGACCUACUUUGUCAGGUACAUAUCCAUUUAUGAUUUUUAUGUCUUUCUCAUGAAUUGACCCCUUGACUAUAAAAUGACCUCUUUUUCUUUUGUGGCACUCCCUGUUUUGAAGUUUAUUUUCAAUAUAAUACUAUAGCUCUUUCGAUUAUUGUUUGAAUAAUAUAUUCUUUUCUCUUACUUUCCAAUUGCCUGUGUGUCAUAUAUAUCACAUAUUAGGAAUUGCUUUUUAAGUGUAAUCUGACAAGUUCUAUCUUUUACUUAUUUAUUUUUUAAAGAUUUUAUUUAUUUAUUUGAGAGAGAGAGCACAGGGAGGAGGAGGGGGAGGGACCGAGGGAUAGCAGACUCCCAGCUGAGCAGGGAGCCUAGACCAAGCUGGAUUGCAGGACCCCGGAGAUCACAACCUGAGCAGAAGUCAGAUGCUUAACCAAUAAGGCACCCAUGUGCCCCUAGUUCUCUCUUAAUUGGAGCUUUUAGUCCGUGCACAUUAAUGUAAUUAUUUGGUUGUAUUUGGUUUUACCAUUGUGCUAUUUAUUUUCUCUUUGUCUCUUCUAAUUUUCUCUUCCUCUUUUUCUGCUUUUAAAUUCAGUAUGUUAAUAUUGCAUUAAUUUUCUAUUGUUCAGGAAUUACAAUAUGCAUCCUUAACUUAAGACAGUCUACUUAGAGUUAAUAUUUUACCACUUCAUAUAGGAUGUCAGACCUUUGUAGCGAUAUAAUUGCAUUUACAUUCUCAUCCUUUUUGCCAUUGUCCUCUAUAAUUCAUCUAGGUAUGUUAAAAUCUUCCAGUGCGUUUUUAUUAAUUUUGCUACUGGGCCUCCAGUUUCUGCCUACUUUUGGUCAUUCUCCAAUGUUCUCAAAUAUGCUUUUUUUUUUAUAUAUACUUUAUAAUUACUUAUAAUUUAAAUUUAUAACCAAAAACUUGUUUCUGUAAUUUUUAUAUUGUUUGUAAAUUUUUAUAUCGUUUAUGCUUAUGAUAUGCAAGAUUUUUAGCCAAUAAAGUAUAGCUACACAGCCAUUA